AUGAUGAUGAUAGCUUGUUCAAAACCGUCAGUACAUACAAAUCAAUCAGGUUAUAUUAAAUCACAUGCUGACUAUGGUUUGAUAAAUUACAGCUCGAAUUUAUAUUGUGAAUACAGAAUUCAAGCACCGUUCAAUUAUAAAAUUCUUAUUCAAAUAGAUGAAAUUGAUUUAGAAGAAACAAAUAGUUGUAUGUUUGACUACUUAUUAAUUACAGAUGAAUAUUAUACCAAUGUGUAUACAUUUUGUGGUCAAUUAAAACCAUCUAAUCCAAUUGAAAUUAAUAGUUCUCAAGUUUACAUCCUUUUCGGUACAGAUGAUGCAAAUCAUGGACGCGGUUUCUUGCUUCAUUAUGAAUUUAUUCAGAAAGAAUCAUUGAAACCGAAUUGUUUUUAUACAUGUGGAUUAGCGCUUCAAUUGAAUAACGAUGACAAUAAUAAGAUGAAUAGUAGAAUUAUUGGUGGAGCAGUGUCUAAACCAGGUCAAUGGCCAUGGAUGGCUUCUAUAAGAGAAAAUAAACAAUUUCGAUGUGGUGCUAGUUUAAUUAGCAGUCAAUGGUUAUUAACUGCAGCUCAUUGUUUUCCAAAAAAUAUAAAUCUUAACAAUUGGACAGUUCAUAUUGGUGAUUCAUAUUUAGAUUGGAUUGAUACAGAUGAAAUACAAAUGAAUAUAAGUAGUAUAUUAAUUCAUCCAAAUUAUCGUUUACAUAAUUUAUACGAUUAUGAUUAUGCAUUAAUCAAAAUUAUUUUACCAAUACAAUUCACUACAAAACGAAGACCAAUAUGUUUGUUGAAUUCAACAAUGACAAAUAUCAAUGAUUUGAAUGAUUGUUAUGUUGCUGGAUGGGGUAGUUCAGAAGACGCACCAAUAUCAAAUGAAUUACGUCAUUUAAAUAUUCCAUUGCUUAAUUUCACUAUUUGUAAUCAAACUGAAGUAUAUCAAGGUAAAUUAACUGAAACAAUGAUUUGUGCUGGAUAUAUUACCGGUGGUAAAGAUUCAUGUCAAGGUGAUAGUGGUAGUCCAUUAAUGUGUCAAUUACAUAAUAAUUCCGAUUCUACAUGGUAUCAAAUAGGAAUUGUAUCAUUUGGAAAGUCAUGUGCUGCAUCAGGAACUCCAGGAAUUUAUAGCAAUCUUACAUUUGCCAAUCAAUGGAUUGCUUCAAUUAUCAAAUUAUGAAAAUAACCUUUCAGUAGUGUAGAAAUAAAUAAAUACUCAAACUUUAAG
This is a messenger RNA of Schistosoma turkestanicum, 1221 nucleotides long. The record is from the annotation of a GenBank genome assembly. NCBI's taxonomy places the organism in Eukaryota, Metazoa, Platyhelminthes, Trematoda, Strigeidida, Schistosomatidae.